CUUCUUGCCUCCCCCGGGUCUUUCACUCUUUCUUAGACCACACACUCUCUCUUUUGCUAGUUUGGCCAUGUCUGCUUCACUCCCUGGUCCUCGCGACCUGCCUGUCUCUCAAUAUGACUUGAAGUCCUACUGGGGCCGUGUCCGCCAUGCUGCUGAUAUCUCCGAUCCUCGGACGCUGCUCGUCUCGCCCGCGGGCCUGGAGCAAGCCAAGAGCUUGAUUGCUUCCUACAAGCAGAACAAGAUCCCUGUUAUGACUCCGGAAUUGUGGAAGGCGAAGAAGGUGGUGGACUCGACGCUGCACCCUGAUACCGGCGAACCGGUCAUACUUCCUUUCCGCAUGUCUGCUUACGUCCUGACGAAUCUGGUCGUUACGGCAGGCAUGCUCACCCCGGGUCUUAGUACGGCCGGCACUCUUCUCUGGCAAAUCGGCAACCAGUCGCUCAACGUCGCCAUCAACAAUGCCAACGCCAACAAGUCCACCCCCCUCUCCACCUCCCAAAUCGCCAAAUCCUACCUCAUGGCCGUGUCCGCCUCUUGCUCGGUCGCCCUGGGUCUGAACGCCCUCGUGCCGCGCCUCAAGAGCAUCUCCCCCAACACUCGCCUGAUUCUCUCUCGUCUCGUCCCCUUCGCCGCUGUCGCCAGUGCCUCAGCCCUGAACGUCUUCCUCAUGCGUGGCGAGGAGAUCCGCCGCGGCAUCGACGUGUACCCCGUCCUCUCGGACGCAGACCGCGCUAAGCGUGAAGCCCUCGGCGACGACGCCGAGCCCCUCCAGAGCCUGGGCAAGAGUAAGAAGGCCGCAACCCUCGCUGUCGGCGAAACCGCCAUCUCGCGUGUCCUGAACGCAACCCCGAUCAUGGUCCUGCCCCCUCUGAUCCUGGUCCGUCUCGAGAAAACCGCCUGGUUGCGUGCGAACCCGCGUCUGACCCUCCCCGUGAACUUGGGUCUCGUUUUGACUACUUCCCUGUUCGCUUUGCCGUUGGCCUUGGCGGCUUUCCCGCAGCGUCAGGCUAUUAGUGCUGCUUCUUUGGAGGAGGAGUUCCAUGGUCGGGGUGGUGCUGAGGGGAUGGUUGAGUUUAAUCGGGGUAUGUAAUUGGGAUUCGAUUUUUUUCGGUUUUGUCUUUUGGGCGUUUGAUUAUAGCGUGUGCAUUUUGCAUUUGCAUGUGCAUGAAUGAAUAGAAUUUUUGGGCUUUUACUGCGUGAUGAUUCUCGGGUUUGUUGUAUA
Messenger RNA from Penicillium subrubescens, 1222 nucleotides. Its product is annotated as sideroflexin family transporter. The coding region runs from base 68 to 1090 and encodes 340 amino acids. Lineage: Eukaryota; Fungi; Ascomycota; Eurotiomycetes; Eurotiales; Aspergillaceae. The transcript has 4 exons. Gene Ontology annotation, molecular function: monoatomic ion transmembrane transporter activity. The record is from RefSeq and is a predicted model, not a curated record. Gene Ontology annotation, biological process: monoatomic ion transport; mitochondrial transmembrane transport. Gene Ontology annotation, cellular component: mitochondrial inner membrane.